AUCUAUCAGUGAGUGUGUAGUUUACUACUGUCAGUUUUGGAUUAUAUUAGAUUUUGUGGCCAUUUGCAUUUAUGUUAUAAAAGAAAAUUAUAAGUUGGAUUUGUUCCGUACUUCACUAAGAGAGUAAGAUAAUGCUGCGACAUAAAUAAAGUUCUUUAAACUUUGAAAAACGGUACUGUGUGUGUGGUUUGUAACCAAUUCAAAGUGUUGAAUGCAUUUUAUCAGUCACGAAUUGAAAGAGAUUCCAAUCUGCAAGCGAAAUGGUAUAUUCAACAACCUCCAACGAAUCCUUAAUUCCGUAAAUGCUUUCUCCAUCCAUAAUCUCGCCUUGUAAUUGACGGAAAACAGAUCUCCCAUAAACCAAUUGAUUUCUAAAUCGGUUUUGUAACAAUGGAUAACGGAAAUUGUAAAAAUAUGGUUUCCAACCUACCCUUGCUAUUUGCUGGAGGUUAUCCUACCUCUUUAGAAAAAAUAACGGAACCACAAUUAGAAAAAUUUAUCCCAUUUAUGGUACAGUGCUCGUUAGGGUACAUACAGAUGCCAUCGAUUGAAGAAUACAGCGAACCAGAAUGGUGGCCCAGUGAUUUGGAGUUUGUGGUUCCAUUUCAUCAACCACCCAACUUUAAGGGGAAUUGGUUGGAAAAAAUGAGAGAGUUGGUUGUAAUUUGUUAUACUUUUCACAAAUGUGUCUUUCUGUUGCGGUUCUGCACAGAUUUAGCGUCAUACGAGCCAGCCACAUUACGUUUCAUCAACAAUUACAACUCAACCACUUCGUUAUACCAGCGCCGAACUAACAAACUUCUAGUAACCUUUCGAAAUGAAAACAUGUUGUAUGAUCAAGCACAACAGACGUCCAGUCGAAAGUGCCUUUUACCAAAACAAGCUAGUUCUCAUACACUAGAAAUGCAACAAGAACAAAUGGUGGAACCUGCUUUUUUUGAUAUUUAUCUCUGUGAUGAUUGUGAUGCUGAGCUAUACUCCUACGAUGCUUAUGUGGAGCACGAGAAAAUUUGUCUUAAUGCAAAAGAGUUCCACGAAGAAAGCGACGAUGAUGAUGUCAUUUUUUGCGGCAGCGAGAAACUACCAUCGCCGAUGCCAGCUAGCAAAAUGAGGCCAACUACGAGUGCACAGAGCAUGUCAUCUUUUUUAUCUAAUUUCAACUUGACAAGUACGGGUAAUCCAACACUUUCGAGCUUAUCAGGUUGUCGCAAUGUAAAUAAAACAAGUACCAAUAAUUUGGAUGGUUCUCCUGAAAAACUACGAAGUCUUCCGCGACGCACAAGAGGCGUGGUUACUUUGUCCAAAUGCACGUCUAUACCUCUAUCCUCUCCUUGCGGCCAAUUCCUAUUAAGGAGUAUCAAAACCGUUAUGUCAGAGGAAUAUCAAAUGGAACGUUUAGAUCGCUUGGAACGAUUCUGUGCAGCACCAGCUUUGUUGAAGGACGGAGCUGUUGUAACGAACAGACCUAAGUGGAUGGGGAGAAGCAGAGUUCACACCAAUGUUACCAUUUCUUUUAAACGUUCAUCAGAGGAAGCUUAUUAUUGUCAUAAUUAUAAAUUUCCACGUAGGCAAUUCUCAACACAGUGCAGAAAAAAAAACUUUCUUUUUUACAAUAAGUUACUUUUUAAAAAAUGUAAACCAUGUGCAGUAGAACUACAAAGACUGACAGCUCAACAAAUUGACGAUCAAAAUAAACAAUGUGAAUAA
Uranotaenia lowii is the source of this 1707-nucleotide messenger RNA. RefSeq lists its product as uncharacterized. Lineage: Eukaryota; Metazoa; Arthropoda; Insecta; Diptera; Culicidae. The transcript is spliced from 6 exons. Bases 391 to 1707 code for a protein of 438 amino acids. The record is from RefSeq and is a predicted model, not a curated record.